Molecule: messenger RNA, 2420 nt
Organism: Sebastes umbrosus (honeycomb rockfish)
Lineage: Eukaryota; Metazoa; Chordata; Actinopteri; Perciformes; Sebastidae
Product: complement C1r-A subcomponent-like
Exons: 13
Coding region: 54-2246 (730 amino acids)
Biological process (GO): complement activation; proteolysis
Cellular component (GO): extracellular region
Molecular function (GO): serine-type endopeptidase activity; calcium ion binding
Source: RefSeq, a predicted model, not a curated record
GCAUUAACGCAGUGAGUUGCUAAAUACUGGAAACGACAGACUUUGUGACAUUAAUGUUUCACUUGUAUGUGAGACGUUUGCUCAUACAGCAGCGGAUCAGUUCACUCACGGAUAUAGCAUUUAAUCCAGAGAUGGGGUGGACUUCCUUUAUCGUCUUGUUUCUGUGUGUGUCAGUGUCUGAGUGCUGGCGGCUGCCCGACCCAGAGCCUCUGAUGCAUGGGGCUGUCCAGUCCCCCCAGUAUCCCGAGCCUUACUCUCCCAACCUGCAGGAGCAGUGGGACCUCAGUGUGCCCGAGGGCUACCAGAUCCGACUCACCUUCACACACCUGGACAUUGAAGCUUCUACAGGCUGCUAUUACGACGUCCUCACAGUUCUCUAUGAUGAAAAGAUCCUGGGGAAGUUUUGUGGCCAUGAGAACUCGGCUGAUGGGCAUCACCCUGGCAACGAGCCCAUCCUGUCUCCAGGCAACAGACUCACCCUCACAUUCCAGACAGACGGCAACAACCCAGAGCGCCACCAGAAUGUGGGCUUCUCUGCUCAGUACCAGGCAAUAGACAUGGAUGAGUGUUCUGCACCAGAACCUGAAGACGGCUCAGGUCCACUCUGCUCUCAGAUCUGCCUCAACACCCUUGGCUCAUACCUCUGCUCCUGUCACCACGGCUACGAGCUUCGCCCAGAUCAGCGUAGCUGUGUUUUAUCCUGCGGCGGCGGUAUAUUUGAUGAGCCAGAGGGACAUCUGUUCAGUCCAGGAUACCCUAACCCUCCACCUCAUGCUGUGUCCUGUCAGUACAUUAUUUCUGUAGAGUCUGGAUUCACUGUCGCUCUUAACUUCACUGACAACUUCCACAUCGAUAGCGCGGACACUGAGCAAGGUCCAAUCUGUCUCCAUCACUGGUUACAGGUGACCAUCCCAGACAACGAGCCCAUGAAGCUGUGUGGUGGAAAGAGUCCAGGUCUAAUAGUCACAAACUCCAACACUGUCAGACUGGACUACCACACUGACGAUGAAGGCCUGAGCAACGGCUGGAGCCUGGACUACAGCACAUACAGAGUGAAGUGUCCAUUUCCUGGUAAUGUGGCUAAAGGCAGGGUCACUCCUAUCUUGACCGAAUAUCUCUACAGAGACUACAUCUUUGCGCGCUGUGACCAAGGAUACAAGCUGAUGAUGGACGGUCAGGAGGUCGAGGGUUUCUCUACCAUGUGCCAAAGCAAUGGACAGUGGCACCUCCCUCUGCCAGAAUGCCACAUAAUUGAUUGUGGAGAACCUGAACCUUUGCUGAAUGGAGGCGUGACCUUCAUGUCUGGCUUUCAGAAUCAGUACCGUUCUGUUGUUCAGUAUCACUGUAAUGAACCAUUUUACUCUCUCCUUGGUGGUAUAAAUGUUGUCUUCACCUGUGAGUCCGACAGAAAGUGGAGAUCCAGCAACGACAUCAUUUUCAGACCAACAUGCAUACCAGUUUGUGGCAAGCCCACAAAACUCAUCUCCGCCUAUGAGAGGAUCAUUGGAGGCAGGUACGCUCCAGACGAUACCAUCCCCUGGCAAGUGAUGCUGAGUAUAGAUGGAAGCAGAGGAGGAGGCAUGGUGAUUGGAGACCGCUGGAUAAUGACUGCAGCUCAUAACGUAAUGUAUGAUGGAAAUGUAGUACCAAACGAGACUGUACGGGUUUACAUGGGGCUUACUAAUGUUAAUGCCUUGAUGAACUCUCCUGUGUUUGCUGCCUCGAUCCACCCUCACCCUUUAUACAACAACCCCAACCACGUUGACUUCAACCAUGACAUUGCCUUGAUCAAAAUACAAGACCCAAUCACAUUCAACUCAUCUGUUAUGCCAAUAUGUUUGACAGCAGAGGGCGCCACAUACGUCACUGGCACGAUGGGACUGGUGUCAGGCUUUGGCAUAACAGAAACUAACAAGCGACGGAUUUUAACAAAUAAGAUGAAUUAUGUGCUACUCCCUGUGGUGGAGCAGGAGGCAUGCAGUGAUUCAAUCACUCGGUUGAAGAAGAAAAGGGACUAUGUGCCAGUUUUGACAAAUAACAUGUUUUGUGCUGGAGUCCCUGAAGGGGGGAAGGACUCCUGCCAAGGUGACAACGGAGGCCCCUACGCCCUGAGAGACGAUGGACGGUUCUGGGCUGCUGGGAUUGUCAGCUGGGGGGUUGACUGCGGACAGCGGGGAACAUAUGGAGUCUAUACCAGAGUCAUCAACUACAUAGACUGGAUCAACAAGACUAUGCAGGAGAACUGAAUUUUACAGUAAUUCAAUACAAUGUGAUGUAAAGGUGUUGACGAAACCAAACAUCUACAAUAAAAUAAGAAAAGAGAAAUCAUUUUGCUCGAAAUAUACUCUUUCUGCAUUGUCACAAAAAAAGCUAUGAAGUGAGAUAAUCUUCCAGUUGACAAUAAAAUCAUCAAAUACAAA